AUGGUGCUUUUCCAUUGCUUCCAAGUGGAUCAGGGAGCGUCUACCAUGGGCGCGCAUCGCGACUGCGCUUUUGUCUCGGUGUUCGGCGCACUUCGCAACGAGAGCCGCUGCUCUGCUUUUAACUGCUCCGGUACGUGUCGUACGCGGCGAUGGCGACACCACUGUGCACAAAGGACAGCGAUUUCGCCCUGUUGGAUGCGCUUAGACUUCGAGGAGGAUCACGCGGAGGACGCCGACAUUGGGCCGCCAGAGCGGCGGCGCGCAUUCCGUCCGCGCCCGAAACAGAGGGACCCAAAGUCAACGCGCGACUUGAAGCACCCGCGUGUUCCUGAACGCCCCUCCGCUUCUGUGACUCCACUGCCUUCGGAGUCGUCCACCACAUCAAAGUCGGAGAAAAGAAAACCGCGCACAAGAGCUGCGCUCAAGACGCCUCCAGAAUCGAAACCUACAUCACCAGCGGUGCCGUUGCCGCAUGAACCCGCGCCAGCACCAACGCAACGGCGUUCAUCUGAUACUCAGGGGCGUCAUCCGCAGGGUCACUGGAGUCAAGGCACGGGGCCGCCGCCCAGCGACCCGCACCCGAGUAGCAUCGCACCAAGCAACGGGCUCGAAACCGCUCGACGAGAAUCGUCUGCGUCGGCUCCCGGUCUGGGGCGCGACGCAACCGCCGGCAGCCGCAGAGGUUCCGUUCCAGGAGCGAAGCCAACUGCCGACAAACGUCCAGACGCGUCCAGCUCUGGCCCCGGUUCCCGGAGUGCGGUUGGCCGACGCACGCCAGACCAGUCGAUGGCGCCUCAGGAGCUGAAAAAGCUCGCUAACACGUCGAGAAUGACGAGUCGAGGAGCGUAUCGACACCGGUAUCGAGGAAACCAGAUCCCGCGCUACUCGAGCGAGCCGCAGACCCUUUCUCCGCGCAUGCAAGAGCUUCUGCAGCGUCUGAAUUUCGAUGAAAGUCGUUUCCAGGAAGCCGAGAUUAUUGAUGAUUCAGAAGGCUUUGGGGCGGUUUCAUACACGAGCUGCUACACGCGCGUCAUCACAGAAACGCAGAACGAAACUUCGAAUGCGUCUGCAGCGCCCAAUACAGACUCGGCACCGAAGAAGAAUCGGAACAAAUGA
Molecule: messenger RNA, 1116 nt
Organism: Cyanidioschyzon merolae strain 10D
Lineage: Eukaryota; Rhodophyta; Bangiophyceae; Cyanidiales; Cyanidiaceae
Exons: 1
Coding region: 1-1116 (371 amino acids)
Source: RefSeq, a predicted model, not a curated record